Molecule: messenger RNA, 1602 nt
Organism: Trichoplusia ni (cabbage looper)
Lineage: Eukaryota; Metazoa; Arthropoda; Insecta; Lepidoptera; Noctuidae
Exons: 3
Coding region: 45-350 (101 amino acids)
Source: RefSeq, a predicted model, not a curated record
UCAAAAUUGUACUUUAUGCGAUUAAAGUUAAGUUUUAAAUUAGGAUGCUCAAGAAUAACCUAAGUUUUUGUUCCCACAGGCGAUCUGAAACAACUUCGACCAGUAAACGGCCAUCGCAAAGCGUAGUGCAAGUAGACGCUCAAGGAAGGAGGUUCCUAAUCGCUUACCCUUCGGAGAAACUCGAAACCAAACCUGACAUUCUCAACCCUAAAGCUGAUAACGAACCUCCCCGCGUCGUGCUGGAGUCCAGUGACAGUAAGACGUACAGCAUCAGGGAGGCGAGCAGCGAGCCCCACAAGUCCGCCUACAGCCCACCGCCGGCUGCUGAUGAAAUGAUGCCGGUGAGAUAGCAUACGGAGGAAGCUCAGUGCGAUCUGUAAAUAUUGUUCCAAAGACUAUAAUUGUAAAUUCCAAAGAAUGCCAACAAUUAAAUAUAUUUAAGAUAAUAUAGAAUUUAUAGAAAAACUCUUCCAUAUCAACUUAAUAUUUGUAAAUUUCUCGAGAUUUAAUCGUGAAGGCGUUUUUUAUUUGUGUGUUUUUAUUUUAAGCUGCAUCAGAUGGUUUAGCUUCGAUGUAAUUUAAAUUAAUUACAUUAUUGUCAUUUUUUCUCUAGCCUCAAACGAAGCUAAGCUUGUAUUAUGAGUACUAGAACAAAUAUACAAACAUUUUAUAGUUAAAUUACACCCAGAGACAGAACAAAUGAUAGUGCUUUGGGUUGAGCGGAGUGGAUUUUCAUACUUUUACUGACUAAAACCUACCCAAGCCUUCGUGUACCAAGGCCAUGGUAACCCUUUCGGACAAUCCCGCUGCCCUGGCAGGAGUCAGCCCUAAUGGGCUCCUCAGCUUGCUGUAGUCUCUUUCGUUCGGCACGGGAUGAUCCUUGUCGGGCGGUGAGCUACCCACCACUCAUCACAUAUCUACCCUGACAUAUCACACAAUAAAUAUAUGAUGUAAUCAAUUAUUUCCACAAAUGCAUAUCACAUUUUUGAAUAGCUUAAUAUGCACAAAACUCUUUGCAAUUCGUUAAAUGCAACAAUCAAUUCGUUUUAAAUGUUUCGCGAGUAACUCGUAAAUAUUAAAAUUGUUUGGCGAAAAACACGAAAAUAAAUCGUUUCAGAAAUUGAAAUUGAUUUCAGUAACCAUGGUGGCUAUGUAAAAUAUUUCAAUUUUGGUAUUACGACGAAUUUAAGUUGUUUACAAACGGGAGUUACGAUUGUUUCAACAAGUUUUAUUUUAUUGGACUGUUGUAUUUUGCUAUUCUGUUCAUUUUGCUGAGAGUUUACUUUUUGUGAGGAAAUAUAAGUUUCUAAGUUUGCUCUAAGCAUGUUACGAUCCUAUAGUUAUUAAUAGAGAAAUCUCUGUCGGCAAUGCAUGGAAGUGUAAAUAAAAAAAAGGCUGCCUUUAAUGCUAUUCUUUAUGUGUUUUCUUUAAGACUUCUUUUAAAUACGGGAAGAGUUCUGUUAAAGACUUCUCAACAAAGUAUGAAUGAUGAUAAAACUAUUAUAUUACCUCUGUACUAGCUCUCACCCCCGACUUUGUUUGCGCUCUUUGGAUGUAGUGUUAUAUACAAGACUUCUAAUGAAUUUAUUUUUCGUGUUUAUA